Messenger RNA from Chroicocephalus ridibundus (black-headed gull), 1976 nucleotides. It is a transcript of the gene CLBA1, whose product is annotated as clathrin binding box of aftiphilin containing 1. The coding region runs from base 302 to 1321 and encodes 339 amino acids. Gene Ontology annotation, biological process: intracellular transport. Lineage: Eukaryota; Metazoa; Chordata; Aves; Charadriiformes; Laridae. Gene Ontology annotation, molecular function: clathrin binding. The record is from RefSeq and is a predicted model, not a curated record. Gene Ontology annotation, cellular component: trans-Golgi network membrane; AP-1 adaptor complex. The transcript is spliced from 6 exons.
GGCACGCCUCGGACCCGCCCCUGGCGACCUGCCGGCUCGGCUCGGCUCGGCCCAGCGCACUCGCUGGGCUCCUGGAUGGGCGGCUAAUAUCCUACACAGAAAGGGAGACUAAAUAACAUGCACAUGCUGAUUACUGGAGGAGAGGCUGAAGGACAUCCUGUUUUGAUUUAGCAGUUUUAUUAUUCUUUGGGGUGAAAUGAAGAAUAUGAUUCUGUUUUGGAAAUAUUCAGAUUUCUAAUACAACUGAACCUCAGUAGCCUUUUUUGCUGUACAGAUUUCAACAAAUGAAUUGUUCUUAAAGAUGCAGAACCUGUCACUAGUAGAAAGUCUUACUAAUAUAGACACAUCACACCAGAUGUCUCUAAAAGACCUAGCCGUUGAAGUUGGUGGUAUGUCUCUCAAUGAAAGUGAGUGUAACUUGAAUGAAACAACAAAUAACGAAGAAAUUAUUAAUCUUGAACUAAUGCAGCAAAGCAUCCCUGUAGUGAAUAGCAAAGGGGGAAGUUGUGAGGAGUUUUCUGAGAGCAGCUAUAGUACCUCAGAACCCAGCAGUUCCUGGGGUGAUUUUGAAGGCUUCAGGGAGCCCUUAGACAAAUCAGAGAGAUUUGGUCAUAAUCUUGAAGUUUUGGUGAAGUCAACAAAAACUUCUAGAGGUGAUACGGACUUAAACAGUGGACAUUGCAGUGCUUCUGCUGGUCACUUCUCUUGUGAGCCAUCUCUACACAGUGGGAUACGGGAGGCUUCUAGCUCUCUAAAUGAGGCAAACCACAGCUAUGAGGAUAUAUUUAAGUUGGGCUUUCCAGAAGUCUUUGUAUCACAGUCCAGAGAGAGCAUAAGAAGCUUAGAUCAAGUACUUGAUACAGAUAAUGAAGAUGUUGCAAUUCCUGAAUUUAUGAAGAAUGAACUUUGCAUUGAUUCUGGAAACAUAUGGAGAACACUUAGAGACUUUGAUAAUGCCCCCAGUUUAAGACAUCCCUGGAGUAAAUCUCAUUGCCAAGAAAACCUCAUGAGUGUUCUUGGAAUAGAUGCAAAUCAAAAGGACUUUUUGGAGAGCCAGGAUGACAUUUUUGAGGAAUCAAAUGUUAAAGAUAACGAGGACUUCAGACUUGACGGAUUCAGUAUUAAUGACUGCAAAGCUCUGAUCCAGACCAAGCUUUCUGUAUCGCCGGAUUCCAGACAUGGUCAUCUUUUCACCUGUAACCUCUUUUUAAAAACCACAUCGUCAAAUGGACACAUGCAAUACAUAACAAUCCCAAGGAAGAAGCACAUUUUCACUACGCACAACCUGAAAAUGAAAUUUUUCAGUAGUGAUGUUUGUUGAACCAAAUGCAUUUUUUGAUCUUUUUCUGUUUUUGAACUGAAUGCAGUUGACCUUCAUUUUGUUACUGGGUUGGUACUAUAGACUACAUACGUUCUUUAGGAAAGUGACAUAUUGCUAUAUAUGAAGUACCUAAGGCCAUGUUAUUGGAAGAUAUCUAGUCUAUUUAGUUGUGAAGUCAAAGGUGUAAAGUCAUGCAGAGUCAUGUCUCUUACGGUAAACCCAGCUGCAGUCACACUGUAAAGAUACUCUGUUAGACUAUCAACUACGGACCUUUCAGGCCUUAAUGCCUCUUCGAUCAAAAACCUUGUUUCCCUGCCAAAAUCUUAAACACACCUCCGGUGUGUUGUAAAAGCUGCCUUGUCACCACCUCUCCUCGUCUUUGGUCCAGUUUGGAUCAGCUGAGAUCUGUUACUUUGCUACUGCUGAACAGAAUGAGAGGAGCCUUCUACGUCUGGUGGCUUUCACUGGGCUUUAGGAAAAUAACAGUUUUAACUUCUGUCUGUGGUACUAUGGGCAGUCAGUGAAAGGUUUUGUUCUGGCAUUGGUUUCUAACUGAAAUAAAUCGCCUCGCUGAAGCUGACUGUAACAGGACUUCUUGGAUUCAUUCAUCCACCAAACACACUACGCGUAACCAUGCCUGUUAAAGCUUCGCAGC